AUGUGUGUACACACUGUCAUUCGAAACACGUGGAAAAACAACUGUAGAAGAACCUUGCGUGCAUAAUUUUAUUUUUCACCUAAAAAAGGCAUAUUUACGGCCUAAAUAUGUCGAUCCUGUAUGUUCUGUACGAACAUGCGGCUGGCUUCUCGGUCUUCUCCGUCAAGGAGUUUGAGGAGGUCUCCAUGUUCCUUCCCCAGGUGGAGUCCUCCGUCACGGAUUUCGCCAAGUUCAAUUCGAUUGUGAAGCUGGCUGGCUUUGCUCCCUUCAAAACGGCCAUUGCCGCCUUGGAGAACAUCAAUGCUAUUUCCGAGGGCAUUGUGCCCCAGGAUUUGCUGCAUUUCCUUGAUGACUUCUUCGCUAAGCUGAAGAAGAAGAAGUGCACGCUGGGCAUAGCCGAUGCGAAGCUGGGAGCUGCCAUCACCGAAGCAAUUGGUGUACAGUGCAGCCAAGUUGGUGUCGUGCCUGAGAUUCUGCGCGGUAUACGCUUCCACUUUGCCAAGCUGGUCAAAGGAUUCACCGAUCAGUCGGCGGGUGUGGCACAGCUGGGUCUGGGCCACAGCUACUCGCGUGCCAAGGUCAAGUUCAACGUCCAUCGUUCGGACAACAUGAUCAUUCAGUCGAUUGCCCUGCUGGACCAGUUGGACAAGGAUGUGAACACGUUCUCCAUGCGGAUACGCGAGUGGUACUCCUACCACUUCCCAGAACUGGUCAAAAUUGUUCCCGACAACUACAUGUUCGCCAAGGCAGCCAAAUUCAUUAAGGACCGCAAGAACUUGACCCAAGACCUGCUUGAGGACCUUGAGAAGAUUGUGAUGGACUCGGCCAAGGCACAAGCCAUCAUUGAUGCCGCCAAAAUGUCCAUGGGCAUGGACAUAUCCAUUGUGGAUCUGAUGAACAUUGAGAUGUUCGCAGAGCGAGUUGUCAAGCUUUCUGAAUACCGCAAAAAGCUGUCCACCUAUUUGCACAACAAAAUGAACCUGGUGGCUCCCAAUCUGCAGUCGCUGAUUGGUGAUCAGGUCGGUGCUCGCCUCAUCUCGCAUGCCGGCAGCCUGACCAAUUUGGCCAAAUACCCAGCAUCGACAGUACAAAUUCUGGGCGCUGAGAAGGCGCUCUUCCGCGCCCUCAAGACCCGCUCUAAUACCCCCAAAUACGGUUUGAUCUAUCACUCUUCGUUCAUCGGGCGGGCUGGCCUCAAGAACAAGGGACGCAUCUCGCGUUUCCUGGCCAACAAGUGCUCGAUUGCCUCCCGCAUCGAUUGUUUCCUGGAUCAGCCGACCAGCGUGUUUGGCGAGUCCCUAAAGCAGCAGGUCGAGGAUCGGCUCAAGUUCUACGAGUCGGGAGAUGUGCCGCGCAAAAACAUUGAAGUCAUGAAGGAGGCCAUCGAGGCGGCUGAACAAGAAGCGGGCGCCAAUGGAAAUGCGGCUCCCCAGUCUGAGAAAAAGAAGAACAAGAAGAAGAAGCGCGCAGCUGGCGAGGAUGAGACCGAGGCGAAUGGCUCCAGCAAUGGCAAUGGAGCUGCCGCCGCCGAUAAUGGCAAUGGCAACGAUGACGGGGAGCCCAAGAAGAAGAAGAAAAAGAAGAACAAAAACAAGGAAGCCGUGGAGGCGUAAUGACCACAGCCCCACCUCAACAUUCAGCUUAGUUUUAGGUUCCCAAUAUGGUUUUACUUUAUACACAUUUUUCUUCUGUAUUUUCAUUUAGUCGCCACUUAAAUUUCAAUAAACAAUUAUGUACUCGGGGUAUUCCCUCAGAAAAACAA
Molecule: messenger RNA, 1762 nt
Organism: Drosophila obscura
Lineage: Eukaryota; Metazoa; Arthropoda; Insecta; Diptera; Drosophilidae
Gene: Nop56
Product: nucleolar protein 56
Exons: 3
Coding region: 108-1613 (501 amino acids)
Cellular component (GO): small-subunit processome; box C/D methylation guide snoRNP complex
Molecular function (GO): snoRNA binding
Source: RefSeq, a predicted model, not a curated record